AGUUAAUAUCGUAAAUCAGUGACAGGUGUAGGUUUUUCUUUUCAAUCUGCUACUAAUCCGAGCAACAAAGCCAAAUUUGAUCCAGCACUAGGAUUUAGCGAAGAAGUGUAGCAAGUGAUCAGCGAUAAAGAAAGACGAGAGCGAAACGAUGAGCCGGGGCUUGGGCAUUCCGGUGAAGCUGCUACACGAGGGUUCAGGUCACGUGGUAACGGUGGAACUCAAAAGCGGAGAGCUUUACAGAGGAAGCAUGAUCGAGUGCGAGGAUAACUGGAAUUGCCAGCUCGACAACAUCACCUUCACUGCUAAAGAUGGAAAGGUAUCACAGCAUGAGCAUGUUUUCAUUCGAGGUAAUAAAGUCAGAUUUAUGGUCAUACCAGACAUGUUGAAGAAUGCUCCUAUGUUCAAACGUCUGGAUGCUAAAAUCAAGGGUAGGAGCUCCUCUCUUGGGAGUUGGCAGAGGUAGAGCAGUUGCCAUGAGAGCCAAAGAAAGUCCACCUUUCCCCUGCUGGCCGAGGCACAACAGCUGGUAGAGGUGUUAUGCCAUCUGUUCGAAGGUAACUUUGUCUUGUUAAGUGCAUUGCGGUCUCUUCUGUCAGGAGCAGCGUUCAUCAUUGAGGCUACCGGAGAAUACCUUGACUUUAAAAACCAAAUUUGUGCUCCUCAUGUUUUGAGGUCAAAGGGGGUUCUCUUUUGUAUGUUGAUUCCUGAGAAUUGCCAUGAGUUUAGGAACUAAAUUUGUAGUCAUAUUUGAGGUAAAAGGGUACUCAUUCAUGAUGUUGAUUCCUGAGAAUUGCCUUGAGGUAAAAGGGUACUCUUUCAUUAUGUUAAUAAAGAAGAAACUAGAUUGAGGUGAAGUUA
Messenger RNA from Gossypium raimondii (Peruvian cotton), 858 nucleotides. RefSeq names its product small nuclear ribonucleoprotein SmD3b. Gene Ontology annotation, biological process: RNA processing; spliceosomal snRNP assembly. The transcript has 5 exons. The record is from RefSeq and is a predicted model, not a curated record. Gene Ontology annotation, cellular component: U2 snRNP; SMN-Sm protein complex; spliceosomal tri-snRNP complex. The coding region runs from base 149 to 463 and encodes 104 amino acids. NCBI's taxonomy places the organism in Eukaryota, Viridiplantae, Streptophyta, Magnoliopsida, Malvales, Malvaceae. Gene Ontology annotation, molecular function: RNA binding.